UCUAUCGACAAUAUUAUAAAUAUUAACUUUUUUCAGUGUUUUCCCUAAAGAAAGAAAGAAAGAAUGAGCGAUUGGCUUGGGGGAGCUUUGGUCUCUGAGGUUCUGAAAGGUUUGAUCCAAGAGGCUAAGACGAUGAUAGACUUCAAACUAUUGUCUGAAGAUCUCGCAUCAACUAUGGAGAGAAUGAUUCCUCUUACGGAACAGAUCGAUACGAUCCAAGGUAAGGCAGACUUCUUUGAUUAUGGGGAUCUCAAGGUACUGAAGCAAACCAUCCAAAGAGCUAGGAAAGUGCUUGAUAAGUGUCAACGAGGAGGCGUCUGGUUUUACGAGAAACCUCUGGUCUCAAGAAAGAUUAAGGGAAUCAAUAAGGAUAUGGUCAAGUUCUGCCAGAUGGACCUGCAGCUUCAUCAGUACAGGAACCAGUUGGGAUUGUCCGUUGUGGUGGGGAACAUUGAUGAUAAGGUGGAGGGUUGGAGUAAGAGAAUGGACAGCUUGAGUGUUGCUCCUGUGCCAGCUUUUACGGAUCAUCUUUGUUCUGUUCCAAAGCUUGAUAAGCCUCCCGUUGGAUUGGAUUGGCCUUUGAUGGACCUUAAGAAGAGAUUCAUUGACAAUACUACUGCGGCUAGUCUCGUGGUGUCUGCUCCUCCGGGGUGCGGCAAGACCACUCUCGUUACCCACCUUUGCAACAAUGUAGAUGUCAAAAGGCAUUUCAAGCAUAUCUUGUUUAAUGUUGUGUCAAGUACUCCUAACUUUAGGACCAUAGUACAGAAUCUAAUCCAGUACAACGGUCACGCUCCGCAAACGUUUGAGAACGAUACUCAAGCAACCGUUGCCUUGAGAAAAGUGCUGGAGAAACUCACUGAAGACGGUGGUCCUAUAUUGUUGGUGUUGGAUGAUGUCUGGCAGGGAGCUGAUUCUUUCCUUGAGAAAUUUCGUAUUAGCGUACGGAAUUAUAAGGUUUUGGUGACUUCUAGGUCUGAGUUUCGGAGCUUUGGCCCCACUUAUAGUCUGAAACCUUUGGAAUAUGAAAAUGCCAGAGCCCUUCUCGUUCAAUGGGCAUCACGGCCUAUUCCUAACAACGCCUCUCCAGAUGAGUACGAAAAUCUUCUCAAAAAGAUAUUGAAACGUUGCAAUGGAUUCCCAAUCGUAAUUGAAGUAGUUGGCGUUUCACUUAAGGGAAAAUCUAUAAAUACAUGGAAAGGCCAAGUGGAGAGCUGGUCUGGAGGAAAAAAAACAAUUCUAGAUAGCCCUCGGCCUAGUGUGCUUCAAUGUCUGCAGCCUAGCUUCAAUGCCCUGGAUCCUGAUCUUAAGGAGUGUUUCAUGGACAUGGGCUCAUUUCUUGAGGACCAAAAGAUACGUGCUUCUGUAAUUAUUGACAUAUGGAUGGAACUAUACGGUAUUAGCAGCAGUGUCGUGUGCAUGAAGUACCUUGAAGACCUUGCCUCCCAGAAUCUACUUAAACUUGUUCCUCUCGGCAGAAAUGAGCAGGAAGAGGGUUUCUACAAUGAGUAUUUAGUCACUCAACAUGAUAUCCUUAGGGAGUUGGCUAUCCAUCAAAGCGGAUUAGAAACAUUCUUUGAAAGAAAAAGAUUGAAUUUGGAGAUAAGAGAGGAUCAAUUUCCAGACUGGUGUUGUUUGAAUCAAAUGGAGCCUAUUAUCAUCAAUGCCUCUCUCUUGUCUAUCACUACAGAUGAUUUGUUCUCAGCGAAUUGGAUUGAAAUGGAAUGUCCCAAUGUUGAGACUUUGAUUCUCAACAUCUCUUCACAAAACUUUGCAUUACCGAGCUUCAUUGCUGGAAUGAAGAAGCUAAAGGUUCUGAUAAUCACAAACCACGGUUCUUAUCCAGCGAGACUGACCAAAUUCUCUUGCCUCAGCUUAUUACCGAACCUGAAACGGAUCAGACUGGAGAAAGUUUCAGUAACGUUGCUGGACAUUCUCCACAUGCAGCUCGUCAGACUGAAGAAGUUGUCUUUGGUUAUGUGUAGCUUCGGUGAGGAUUUCUACGACAUUGAAGAUGAAACAGUAGAUGUCUCUAGAGCUCUUCCUAGUUUACAAGAGAUCGAUAUAGACUACUGCUACGAUCUUGAUGAGGUGCCGUAUUGGGUCUGUGAAGUUGUUUCGUUGAAGUCACUUAGCAUCACGAAUUGUAACAAGCUCUCUCUACUUCCUGAAGCUAUAGGCAACUUGAGUAGACUACAAGUGUUGAGGCUGAGUUCUUGUAUUAAUCUCUCUGCGCUGCCUGAAACCAUGGAGAGACUCGGGCAAUUGCAGUUUCUGGAUAUUUCUCAUUGCUUAGGACUGAGAAAGUUGCCUCUAGAGAUUGGGAAGCUGCAGAAGCUGAAGAAGAUGUCGAUGAGGAAAUGUUGGAGAUGCCAGCUGCCGGACUCAGUGAAGAAUCUAGAGGAUCUGGUGGUUAAAUGCGAUGAAGAAACUGGGUUGGUCUUGUGGGAAAGGUUGAAGCCGAAAAUGAGAAGCUUGAGAGUUCAUGUGGAGGAAAUAGAGCAUAACCUGAACUUACUUCAUAUGUUUUAAUGUUUGUAUGUGUCUUGUUAUUCAAGAUGGUCCCAAGGUAAAUAGAAGAAAUGUUGUAUGCUUCUGUUUCUAUUAAUAAAACUAUUUUCGUUAGUGUUUUUGGAGUUUUCAUCAGGUUUAUAAAUCUAAGUUUCACACUACAAUUUUCUUAGUUUCAAUUAUUUCAAUUUUCUUGUUGAAUU
This is a messenger RNA of Brassica rapa (field mustard), 2714 nucleotides long. Its product is annotated as probable disease resistance protein At5g66900. Lineage: Eukaryota; Viridiplantae; Streptophyta; Magnoliopsida; Brassicales; Brassicaceae. Gene Ontology annotation, molecular function: ADP binding. The record is from RefSeq and is a predicted model, not a curated record.